Molecule: messenger RNA, 516 nt
Organism: Kazachstania africana CBS 2517
Lineage: Eukaryota; Fungi; Ascomycota; Saccharomycetes; Saccharomycetales; Saccharomycetaceae
Gene: NPC2
Product: sterol transporter
Exons: 1
Coding region: 1-516 (171 amino acids)
Biological process (GO): intracellular sterol transport
Molecular function (GO): sterol binding
Source: RefSeq, a predicted model, not a curated record
AUGCAUAUGCUAAGUACUAUACUGACUGUUUUAUUGGCUCUAUGCUUGACACCAUUGAAUGCCAGUCUUUUACCCGUCGCAGCGGACGUAGCUCCUAGUAGACCAAUUCCAGGUCGUUCGCCAUUCAGUCAAUGUAGAAUCCUCGAACCUCAAGCUUUAUCUAUUGAAAGGGUCGAUUUUGAACCAGGGACUCCUCGUACCGGGCGUAAUCUCACUAUUACGGCAUCAGGUAUCCUAAGUGAACCGAUUACCAAUGGUUCAUACGUUAAAAUUGAAGUUAAACUAGGCUAUAUCAAGCUACUAACAGAUACAUUCGAUCUUUGUGAAUUACUGGCUGAUAAUGUCAAAGAUUUAGCUUGUCCAAUCGUUGAAGGUUACUAUGAUUUGGUAAAAACCAUUAGAAUUCCACCGGAAGUACCCCCUGGCAGAUACACUGUUUCAGCAAAGGCUUACACAGUUGACAACAACUUGAUUACUUGCAUAAAGGGUAACCUCAUUAUUGCCCCAAGCUUUUAA